Anopheles moucheti is the source of this 2177-nucleotide messenger RNA. RefSeq names its product serine/arginine-rich splicing factor 7 (gene x16). The transcript has 3 exons. Gene Ontology annotation, molecular function: zinc ion binding; RNA binding. NCBI's taxonomy places the organism in Eukaryota, Metazoa, Arthropoda, Insecta, Diptera, Culicidae. Gene Ontology annotation, cellular component: nuclear speck. Gene Ontology annotation, biological process: mRNA splicing, via spliceosome. The coding region runs from base 379 to 1056 and encodes 225 amino acids. The record is from RefSeq and is a predicted model, not a curated record.
ACAACGACAUUUGCCGCGUUUCGGCCGAGUUGGUGAAAAAAGGCAAAUUGACCAUUUUUAUUACUUCACAACCGUGCGAAAAAGCUUUCCCGGGCUUGGGAAACAACGCACAAUCAGUUUGCUGUAGAAAAGUCGCCCGUUGCUAAGCUUCUUCGAGUGUAAAUCAGCGUUUUGGUUGGGUCUCGUUGCGGCUUGGGGUGGAAGGAAGCGGUAGCGUCGUCGUCGUCGUCGGCCGCAGGAUUCAUUUAAAGAACCCGUUCCGGUUUGCAAAGUAUGUAAACAUUGUUGUUUGCUGACUAUUCUCUGCCAAUCCAAUUCUCUCGCUCUGCAACAACACGCGCCGGCUCGGAACGCAACGUUCACGAAAAUCAGUCAAAGAUGUCUCGCUACCCGCACGACGCCAAGGUUUACGUCGGUGAGUUAGGUAACAAUGCCAGCAAACAGGACAUUGAGGAAGCGUUCGGAUAUUACGGUCCGCUGCGCAACGUGUGGGUCGCCCGCAACCCGCCCGGUUUCGCCUUCGUGGAGUUUGAGGAUGCACGGGACGCCGAGGAUGCAGUGCGCGGCCUAGAUGGACGUACCAUUUCCGGCCGCCGGGCCCGGGUGGAGCUAUCGACGGGACGAGGCGGAAGGGGCGGUGGUCGUGGUGGACCACCGCGCGGCGGUGGCAAAGGUGGCCGGUUCCAGUCCGAUGAUCGAUGCUACGAGUGUGGCGGCCGCGGCCACUUUGCACGCGAUUGCGCACGUUCCGGGCGCAGGGGACGCAAAAGAUCGCGCAGCCCACGGUCACGAUCGCGUGAGCUGCGUACACGCUCGCGCAGCUACAGCCGUUCCCGUUCCCGGGAUCGACGCUCUCGGUCCAAGGCAACGCCUAAGCGCGGCGGUGUGGCUAACAACCGGUCACUGAGCCGUGAUGUUAGCAAAACGCCACGCCGCAAUGUAUCCCGCAGCCCAUCGCGUAGCCGUUCCAGGUCGGCCAAACGAUCGAUCACACGCUCACAGUCGCGAUCGGUGUCGAGAUCGCGCUCCCGCCAUCGCAAUGGAGAUCACAACUAAGCGCUAUCGAACUGUAGAACGCCACAAGAACUUUCAGAACAAAAACAAGCAAGCAAGCAACAUCAUUGUGAGGGACGGUUCUAAUUUCUCUCUACUGUAGGUGUGGUAUGAUGACGAGAAAGACAAAAAUAAGAAUGUGUAGCAACUUACUUACUUUAAUCACGGCCAGAGAGGAACGCGAAGAAAUUAUCCGUAUUCUUACCUAACAAUUCAUUCUAAUCGCGCCUUUCGGUGUGUGCAGCGGACUAAACGGUGGUGGUUGAUGCGGACCAACUGUUUACAAAGAUACUCACAAAGCGAGAAGGCAGGUUAAAUAAUGAUGAGAUUAUGACAGGGAAAGCAUACAGGCGACAUUACAAUUAGUACGCACUUUCAGACCACCGAGUAUGUUCGUAACACAGGCGUAGUAACAGCAAAAAACAGGACGGGAGGGUAGAUAUUUUCAACCCUCCACAAAAGCAAACUCUGCAUACCGGCCCGACCGCAUGAAGGGGAGGAGAAGAUCUUUCAUUACUCACUCUGAUACAAAACAAUACACAACAAACAAAUACCAGAUAUAAGGACAUUCUCUAUCAAGCUAACGCGUGUGCGUGUGGAUUUAUUUGCAUUUACUUUCAUUCUAUUACUUUCUUCAAUAUAUUGGGCGCCUAUAUUCUGCGGUGGGAGAGGGUGUGUGCGCAUCGACGAAUUAGGAUACGCGUAGCAUGUGUGUUUGUGUCACUGAUUCUAGGCUGAAUUUUAGUUGCAUGGACAAAGCGUGAACCAAUGUGUCACAGACAACAUUACAGACUCAAUAGUUCCGUUUAUCAAUUGUAUGUUAAACCGAAACGAAGCGAACUUUACGCGGGAAAUGAUCGAAAGCAGGAAACAAACCAGGACGUUCAGUUAACAUUUUCGUAUCCAACACAGCAACGCGGUUAUCCAUCUCCGCUCCCCCAAAAGUACAACAAUGGAGUACGUUUAUAUUUUAUGAUUUGUAAUUACAAUUAAUACCUUUUUUAUUUGUCUCGUGGCGAUUAGAUAAGUGUUAAGCAAAAGAGUGUAUGUGAAUAAAUUUAAAACGAUACUGUCUCGAAAAUGUGCUUGGGGAGAAGAUUAGACGAACGUAUCCGUAAAGCGAA